This is a messenger RNA of Bradysia coprophila, 1193 nucleotides long. RefSeq names its product poly(3-hydroxybutyrate) depolymerase-like. NCBI's taxonomy places the organism in Eukaryota, Metazoa, Arthropoda, Insecta, Diptera, Sciaridae. The record is from RefSeq and is a predicted model, not a curated record.
UAUAAAUUGUUGUGCGCCGUUUGCUUAUUUGCAGUUUAGUUCUUUCCUACAAUCACAAUUUGACCAGUGAAAUGGAAAAGAUUUCGAUUUUGUUAACUAUUUUUUCCUGUUUACUAUUCAUCAGCUGUUUGGUCCACGCUCAAAGCCAACGAUUACAGCGUUACAAUGUAAAUCCUUCCACCGUCACUGUUUCGGGAAUAUCAGCCGGAGCGGCUAUGGCCACCCAAUAUCAUUUUGCUCAUUCGUCCGAAGUGUUCGGAGUUGGAAUGAUUGCUGGACUUCCGUAUAAUUGUGCUUCCGGUGGUCUAGUCGCGGCUACAAUGUGCAUGUCCCUUCCGAAUACCGUCAACGUUAAUAAUCUAAUCUCGCAAGCGAAUACGCAUGCAUCGAACAAUAUGAUCGAUCCGACUUCGAAUCUGCGAGGCGACAGAGUCUUCAUUUUCCAUGGCACCGUUGACUCGACAGUUUUACCAGCAUCUGGACGGAAUGUCGAAACAAUGUACAGACACUUCGGAGGUCAAAUAAGAAGCGAAUUUUCCAUAGCUGCUUCCCACGGAUUUCCAACACACAAUUUCGGGGCUGCUUGUUCCGCUUCGUCAGCGAAUACCGCAUGGAUCAACAACUGCGCUUAUAGAGGGGCGUAUCAGGUCUUAAACUAUUUGUACGACGAUAGUUUAAUAUUGCCAGCCGAUAACGCAGCGGUUCCCGGCAAUCUGAUUACUUUCGACCAAGCUGAGUUUUUCAAUUGGAAUCCUAGUUUGUCGGCCAUGGCCAGAGAUGGUUUUGUAUACGUUCCGACGGCAUGCCAAUACGGAGCACCAUGCAGACUUCACAUUGCCUUCCAUGGAUGUCUGCAGAGCAGCGCUAACGUUGGAAAUACAUUUGCACUGAGAGCUGGCUACCUCGAAACAGCAGAAGUCAAUAAUAUUAUCGUUCUGUUCCCCCAAGUCAUUGCAAAUCUAUCGAAUCCAAAUGCCUGUUUCGAUUGGUGGGGUUAUCUGAACAUGUUUUUCGCAACGAGAACAGGCAAUCAAGUGUUGGCCACUCACCGAAUGAUGAGCCGUAUACUUAGAGGCUAAGUGAACAAACAUUGAAAUGAGGAAACUUUGAUAAUAAGUCUUUGCUAUUGAUGCCUGCUACUGAUGCCCAACUGUUGUGGCCGAAAAGAUACAAAUUAAAAAAAUUUAAUUAAA